Molecule: messenger RNA, 4122 nt
Organism: Pongo pygmaeus (Bornean orangutan)
Lineage: Eukaryota; Metazoa; Chordata; Mammalia; Primates; Hominidae
Gene: WDR48
Product: WD repeat domain 48
Exons: 20
Coding region: 49-2196 (715 amino acids)
Biological process (GO): double-strand break repair via homologous recombination
Molecular function (GO): ubiquitin binding
Source: RefSeq, a predicted model, not a curated record
CCGCUCUGAGCCACCUCCGGAAGUGACGUCGGAGUGUCAACAUGCAAGAUGGCGGCCCAUCACCGGCAGAACACAGCAGGGCGGAGGAAAGUGCAGGUUUCCUAUGUUAUUCGAGAUGAAGUGGAGAAGUACAACCGAAAUGGAGUCAAUGCUCUGCAGCUGGAUCCAGCACUAAAUAGACUUUUCACAGCCGGUCGAGACUCUAUCAUAAGAAUAUGGAGUGUCAAUCAGCACAAGCAAGAUCCGUAUAUAGCAUCUAUGGAACACCAUACUGAUUGGGUAAACGACAUUGUACUCUGUUGUAAUGGGAAAACACUAAUAUCUGCUUCUUCUGACACGACAGUAAAAGUAUGGAAUGCACACAAGGGAUUUUGCAUGUCAACAUUAAGGACACAUAAGGAUUACGUAAAGGCCUUAGCAUAUGCCAAGGAUAAAGAACUAGUAGCAUCAGCUGGGUUGGACAGACAAAUAUUCCUUUGGGAUGUGAAUACUCUAACAGCAUUGACUGCCUCAAAUAACACUGUCACAAGUUUGCAUCGAGAGAGUGGUUCAUAUUUUGAGAGUGCUUCUACCUACAGCGUUCUAGCCCCCAAGAGUAUGAUUGAACAACAAGGAGCUAGUUCCUCACUGCAGUCUAAAAAUGCUUCUUCUUUAAGUGGAAACAAAGAUUCCAUUUAUAGCCUGGCCAUGAAUCAACUGGGAACAAUCAUUGUAUCAGGGUCCACUGAAAAGGUGUUAAGGGUAUGGGAUCCAAGAACAUGUGCAAAACUAAUGAAGCUUAAAGGGCACACGGAUAAUGUGAAGGCAUUGCUAUUAAACAGAGAUGGCACGCAAUGCCUUUCAGGCAGUUCUGAUGGGACAAUUCGCCUUUGGUCCCUUGGCCAGCAGAGAUGUAUAGCAACAUACCGAGUUCAUGAUGAAGGUGUUUGGGCGUUGCAAGUCAAUGAUGCCUUCACACAUGUGUAUUCUGGUGGAAGGGACAGGAAGAUUUAUUGUACAGACCUAAGAAACCCUGACAUUCGGGUGCUAAUUUGUGAAGAAAAAGCACCAGUUCUCAAGAUGGAGCUUGAUAGAUCAGCUGAUCCUCCUCCUGCAAUUUGGGUUGCAACAACUAAGUCUACAGUAAAUAAAUGGAUUUUGAAAGGAAUUCAUAAUUUUAGAGCCUCUGGAGAUUAUGACAAUGACUGUACAAAUCCUAUAACACCUCUUUGUACACAGCCUGACCAGGUUAUUAAAGGGGGUGCUAGUAUUAUUCAGUGCCACAUUCUUAAUGAUAAGAGACAUAUAGUAACCAAAGAUACCAAUAAUAAUGUGGCAUAUUGGGAUGUAUUGAAGGCAUGUAAAGUUGAAGAUCUGGGCAAAGUGGAUUUUGAAGAUGAAAUUAAGAAAAGAUUUAAAAUGGUGUAUGUGCCAAAUUGGUUCUCAGUAGACUUAAAAACAGGGAUGUUAACUAUUACUUUGGAUGAAAGUGAUUGUUUUGCUGCCUGGGUUUCUGCAAAAGAUGCUGGUUUCAGCAGCCCUGAUGGGUCAGAUCCAAAAUUGAAUUUAGGAGGACUUUUACUCCAAGCACUCCUGGAAUAUUGGCCUAGAACACAUGUGAAUCCAAUGGAUGAAGAGGAAAAUGAAGUAAACCAUGUAAAUGGGGAGCAGGAGAACCGAGUGCAGAAGGGAAAUGGAUAUUUUCAAGUGCCCCCCCACACACCCGUGAUCUUUGGUGAAGCUGGAGGUCGCACACUGUUCAGGCUGCUCUGCCGAGAUUCCGGGGGUGAGACUGAGUCUAUGCUUCUUAAUGAAACAGUGCCACAAUGGGUAAUUGACAUCACUGUGGAUAAAAAUAUGCCCAAAUUCAACAAAAUUCCUUUCUACCUCCAACCUCAUGCAUCUUCAGGAGCAAAAACCUUAAAAAAAGAUAGACUCUCUGCUAGUGACAUGCUCCAAGUCCGAAAAGUUAUGGAACAUGUUUAUGAAAAAAUUAUCAACUUGGAUAAUGAGUCUCAAACCACUAGCUCUUCUAAUAAUGAAAAACCAGGAGAACAGGAAAAAGAAGAAGAUAUUGCUGUGUUGGCAGAGGAGAAAAUUGAACUUUUGUGCCAGGACCAGGUUUUGGAUCCAAAUAUGGACCUUCGAACAGUGAAACACUUCAUAUGGAAGAGCGGUGGAGACCUCACCCUCCAUUACCGUCAGAAGUCCACGUGAAGGGUGGGCUAAUGCUCCUGGGUAUUCAUUUAUGACCUUCCUCUGUGGCCCCAAGAGUAGUCCCAGGGAGCCCACUGAGCCCCAACGGGAGCAAGACUUCUAACGGCUGAUUUGGUAUGGACCGAGAUUAUCUUUCAAUUGAAGUGACUAAUCGAGAUGUAAUAUAGAAACCAGUCUCCAUGUGUAGAUUAAGCUGUCCCCAGGGAAGCAGAGUGCAAGAGCAGAAGAGCCCCAAGCAGACUAUGCCUUUCGAGAUGUACAGAAGACUGACAACAGGCCAGUGCAGACUUUGCUUCCUCCUUUUGUUUCAAAGGACCUUAUCUGUCCGUUAGCACUUGUCAGAGACACCUCGGUCGGGCCACAACUGUCUGUUUUACCUUCAAACCCACACACUCUGUAGCUUUUCUAAAAGAGUAUAUUCCAUUCAUGCAAUAGAUAUGAAGGCUUUUUCCAAGUUUGUCAUAUAAAAAAAUCAAAUUGUUUUCACCGUUUAAGACAGUUAUUUUUAAUGGGAAUUUGCUGUUGCACAAUUUGAGAACCAGCCCAUUUCGUAAUAAAAGAUUAAUGUUGGGCUUGUUUUUAAUAUUGCAUCUCAGAUGUGUUCUUGUAGGAAGAUCUGUUGAAAUUCCAGGUGCUGGAUCAUAGCACUUGGACUGCUGGGCCAGAGUUUGUGCAGCCCGUGCCUAGCGAUGCUGCACCUCCCAUGAUGUCCUGGCUUUGUGGCAACCCCAGGGAGGUGCAGCCGUUUCACUCCUUCCUCCACUGUGUCCAGUUUUAUUUAAACAAAGCGAGCUGAGACCACAGGUUCUUGCUGUGGAUGAGCAGCAUGACACCAUCAAAACUUAAGACCAUGAUGAAAUUUCAGUUUCAUUCAAAUGUUACCUAAAAUUUAUGGUAUCAGAAUAAAGGGAGAUCAUAGUGAGUUAAUUUGAUAUUCAUAUCCUGGAAGUAUACAUAUUUGUUUUUCCAAAGUUUUAUAUGCAGGUUUUUGUUGUACCUGUAUCCAGAUCUUUUCACUGUUCUAACAAUCUAACACUUUCAUAGAAUCAUUUGGAUCUUGUAUAGAAUGUAACUUAUUGGGGAUAAACACUUCAACUUUUGGCAGAAAAUACUUUGGAUUCUCCCCAAGGUCAUUUGUAUUCAGAGUAAAUCAAUGGUCCACCGCCAUAAAACUGUAAGACAAGCCUCCUGUAUGAAGCCAGAAGCACAAGUGCCUUCAGAGGGCAGUUGAUUCCAGUCCAGUUGCCUCCCUAGCUUGUGUGUGGCCUGCCUCCACCAUAGCAGGGACUAGGGAGGGAGGCAGGGAAGGUUUUUUUCUUUUCUACAUCUUCACAGGUUCGGCUGGCGGCAGCUGAUAGGCCUAAGUCCAUACCUUAGUAUUUAAGAUACUCUGAUCGCACAACUGCAGAGACAGGGUUCCCUCACUGCUAGUCAGCUUCCUUUGGAAACUGGACAGGCCAUUGUCACCUGCACUUUGAAGAAGUGAGCAAAGACGUGGCCACAUUUCUAAUAAGUUGAAAUGGUCUUUCUCCCUUCCUCAGAGAGCAACCAGCUUCUUUUUCUUAAAAGUCCUUUCUAUCUGUUGGAUACAACAGUGCGCUUUUGGUGCACAUUUUUUAGCAAUAGUUGUGAAUUAAUGGCAAAAAAAAAAAAAAAAAAAAAAAUUAUUUACCAGCCCUCAGUUGUGUUUGCCCGAGGGGCCUUUGAGCAAAGAAAUGGGUUUUGCUGGGUCAUUUUGCCCUGUGUGCUAAGCCUUGGGUGGCUGCAUUCCCCUCCUGUCAUCGAUCUGACCCCCAGCAUGAUUGUAUUUCUUUCCCCUCCAGUCAAACCGUAAUACAGUUUCCAGAAAAUCUGACAGUCUGCAAUGACAAAAGGGUAAAAAUCUGUAUUUCACAGUUGUAUAGAAUAAAGGCUUUAGUUAAAAUA